GAAACUGAAAGCAGUUUGGAAAUUAGUUACACUUUCGAUAUUACUUAGUCUCGUAACAUUUCGGGUGAAACAAACUCACUAUAAAAGUAUUAGGCAAAUUUUCCAAGAAAAUAAUCAAGCUAGAUCAAGGUCUGCUUGCAGCAUAAUGGCUGGAUUCUCCAUGGCCGAACCAAUGUGUCUGAUUGAAAAUGGCAAGGAUGGCAAGCUGUGCGUCCAGCCCAAAGCAUUCAAGAUCCUGGAGCAAAUCAGACAGCGAGUUGUGGUUGUGGCAGUGGUAGGACACUAUCGCACUGGCAAGUCUUACCUCAUGAACCAGCUGGCUGGAAAGAGGAAUGGAUUUGCCCUGGGAGCCACCAUACAGUCCAAAACUAAGGGCAUCUGGAUGUGGUGUGUACCUCAUCCCGUUAAAAAGGACCACACUCUGGUGCUCCUGGACACCGAGGGGCUGGGCGAUGUGGAGAAGGGAGAUCAGAAAAAUGACACAUGGAUAUUUUCCCUGGCUGUACUGCUGAGCAGCAUGCUGGUGUAUAAUAGUAUGGGAACCAUCAAUAACGAAGCCCUGCAGCAGUUGCACUAUGUCACAGAACUGACAGAGCGCAUCAAGGUGAAAUCACAGCAGGAUGAAGAUGAAGAUGAGUCCACUGAGUUCUUGCGAGUCUUUCCCUCCUUUGUAUGGAGCGUUCGAGAUUUCACGCUUAUGCUGGAGCUCGAUGGGAAGCCAGUUACCGCUGAUGAGUACCUGCAGAAUGCGUUGAUGCUAAAACCUGGUUAUUCAAAAGCUGCCCAGAUGUACAACUUGCCUCGCAGCUGCCUUAGGAAUUAUUUCCCCACCCGCAAGUGCUUUGUGUUUGAUCGUCCUGCAACGACAGAAAAAAUGCGCAUUCUAGAUACACUUGCUGACGCAGACUUGGAUCCCAGCUUUGUGAAGCAGGUCAGGGAGUUCUGCUGUCACGUCUUCAGCACCGCUGAAAGCAAAACUCUGAAAGGAGGUGUCCAUGUGACAGGCACAUUGCUGGGAAACCUGGUGAAGAUCUACGUGGAUGCAAUCUGCAGUAACCAGAUCCCUUGUUUAGAAAAUGCAGUGCUGAGCUUGGCACAGAUUCAGAAUGCCAAAGCAGUAGCUCAGGCCAUAGAUCACUACAAGGCUCAGAUGGUGGAGAGGGUUGCCUAUCCGACUGAAUCACAAGAGGAACUGUCACAAAUUCACCGUGUCGUAGAGAAGGAGGCACUGAAGAUUCUCAUUGACUGCUCUUUUAAGGAUGAUGAUCAGAAAUAUCAACAAAUGCUCUUGCAAAGUCUGAACGACAUGUAUGUGGAAAUCUUGGUCAAAAACAUAGAGGAAUCCAAGAAAGUUUGUGAGUCCAUCAUCAAGCAUGUUUUCCAACCUCUAGAAGAUCAGCUUAGCUCUGGCCGCUACGUGUCAUGCGGAGGUUACAAAGCCUUCUGUGCUGACAUUCAGAGAUUCAUCAAUCAGUACAGAUCAACAUCUGGCAAAGGAGUGCAGGCUGAGGAAGCCCUGAAGAAAUAUUUGGAUGGUAAAAAGGCCUUUCAGGACUCCAUACUGACCGCUGACCAGUCUCUCACUGAAGCUGAGCACCAGAUUCAAGCUGAACAGGCAAAGACUCAGGCCCUUGAGCAGCAGCAUCGUGCUGAGAAGGAGAUGAAUGAUAUAUAUGAGAAACUGCAAAAGGACCAGGAGCAGAGCUACAAGGAGCUUAUUCAGCAGCUGAUGGAGAAAAUGGAAGAAGACAGGCUGAAUGCCGCAAAGGAGUAUGACAGAGUGCUGGCAGCUAAACUGAAGGAACAAGAGGACCUUCUCAGCCAGAACUUCAGCGAGAGAGCAGAACUUUUGCAACAAAACAUACAUGCCCUCAAGCGGGAGAAGAAAGAAAUGGAAUCAAAUAAGCCUUCAGUACUUGGCAACAUUCUAGAAUCUGUAGGAACCGCUGCCAUGUUCUUACCGGGGGGCAUUUCAACAGUCGUGGGCGUUGCUUCCUUAUUGUGUUCACGAUUGUUGAAAUGAAGCUGCUCCCCAGGGUUUGCCUGACAGUCCCAAGUAAAUAAAAAUAUAAAUGUACAAGAAUUCUGAAAACAAGCAGCAUAACUGACAGCCAUGGUAUGCUUUUCAAAAUUACAAAACUAAAAAAUUAAAAUCAUAAGGUUCAUUAACGGUAGCCGUGCUCAUUCAUAUAUAAUCUUUCUUCUUUAAGGCAUAUACACACAAUGGUGAGAAUGAGGCUGGGGAAGUGCAGGGUCAGAUAUUACAACCUUUCUCUGUUUCUUUGGUACAUUUACAUUUAUACAUAUACAGUAUUGUGCAAAAGUCUUAGGUAGGCAAAGAAAAUGAUGUUCAGAUUAUCCUCGUGUUGGUGUAAAACUGUCAAACUGAUAUUAUGCCUGUCAAAGUGUGUCAGCUUAACCAUUUCAGAACCUCUGCUAAAAUCAUCCUGGUAUUUGCAGCGACCGUCCAGUGCAGCCAUGUAUUUUUUGACUUGGCCACUAGCACACCUCAUACAGUACAGCUAGUCAAUCUGUCACUGACUUUUUAAACCAAUAUAUUUAAUUGUUUAAUUGAGCUGUUGGUGAAAUUUAACAAAAUCAUGAAACGGCUGAGGUGCCUCUGAAGAGAAGUUUGGGAACUGAAGCGGUGUUCAUCUAGCCAUCCAACUAGAUAUCAGUGACUGUUUAGAAAAGAGAAGAAAUUAUUACUAGUUUUUACUAGUUACUCUUUUUGCACAUGUUCUAAUGUUGAAUUGUGUUUUUUGUUCUAAGCCAAAGUACAUUUGCUACCCAGAUAAACAGCUGAAAAUAUUUCUUCGGACUGCCUAAGACUUUUGCACAGCACUGUAGCUGCUGUAAAACAUUUUCUGACAUUACAUUGAUGUGCCGUGAGACAGUAUUGUUUGAUGAUGGAAUGGACUGUAUCGUCUUUUUUGCCUUUUCCCCCAACAUUGUCCCUCCCAUAUCUAUAGCAGCAGGGAGAACGAGGUCCUCCACAAUAGUGUGGGGUUUGUUGGUUGUAGCCUAUGUAACUGACCAUGUAAGAUGCUUGUAGUCUAUUUUUGUUCAUAGGAUCUCGCACUUGAAUGCAGAUUUUACUUGUUGAAAGUAAUUUUAGCUGCCGCUCAAAAUAUUCUCUUGGUUUAUUUUUUAAAUGGGGAUAAUUUGUCUCUAAAUGAAGGUUUAAUUGAGUUGUGAGACAAUACUUUUGCAUAAUUAUCACAUUAAUUAAUUUAUACAUGUGAACCCCAGUGAAAUAUAAUUGUCAUCAUAUUUGCUCUUCUUUGAUGAGGUUGUGUUACAGUCCGAGGUGACAUGCUCUCUCCCACUUUGAGGGUCCGCAUCAGACCCUUCAUCACUUUCCACAUGACUGUCUCCAGCUAUGCUAGCCACUUGGCUAGUAACCACAGAUACAUCCAUGCUACCAUCCCAGUCUGACGAACACAUUGUUGUUGAACAAUCACCUGUGCACACUGGCAAAUGCAUCUUCAGAUACGAGCUGAUUGGUGGUAGUGGCCGGUGUCUUGGUGGUAGGGCGUUUUUUUCUUGUUAUCCAUUUGUCCAUUUCGGCGCUGCACUGAAUGUCCUUGGAGGCAAUUUCGACAAUUUGGUGUCAGUCAAUUGGGCAAGUCACGCCCAUGUAUUUGUCAGUGCAAUUUUUUUGCUGAACACCAGAGGGUGGUAUAUACACAUGUAUUUAAUAGCCACAUCGGAUGGGCAAUAGCACGCAUCCCUGCGAUGCUCCAAUAUUAAUAGUUUUUAGGGAGGACAUGUGUGAAUUAAAUUUCACUUGCUGACAACGGUCAGUCAAGAAGUCAUAAAUCCAUAAUAUAAGUCUAGGGUUCACCCCAAGAUUUAACAAUUUCCUCACCAUCAGAUGCGGUUGGAUUGUAUUAGAAACACUACUUAAAUCAAUAAACACAACCUUAAUCAGGCUCCUUGCAUGUUCAAGGUGCUUAUAGACAUUAUUUAUCAAAGUAAGCAUGUCUUCAACCCCCUCUUAGCAUGGUAGGAAAAUUAGUUAGAGUCUAAAGAGUGUGAAACCUCAGAAAGAAGCUGUUGUAAAACAAUUUUCUCAAAACAUUAAAUUACUACAGAUUGAAGUGCAACUGGAUGCAAAUCAAGUUCUUUAGGUCUAUUGUUUUUGGGACUGGCACAAUUAACGUUUUUUUUUUCCAUAAGGUGGGAACCACACCAGUGUCCAAUGACAGCUGGAACAGCCUCUGGAAGGGCUGUGCCAGCUCAUCUGCAAGCAUUUUUAUUGUUCUGCUGCUAAUACUGUCAGGCCCACUAGCUUUACGUGGAUUAAUACGUCUGAAAAAUGAUUUUACCCCAUCAAUAGAGAUUUAAACACCAGUACCCACCAUGCCUCUUACCUCUGUGCUAGCUAAACACUGUUCUUUUUUUAAACCAUGUGUAUCAAAUCUACAAUAAAAAUGAUUUAACUCAUUAGCCAUAUCAAGCUCAUUAUCCACUGCCAUAAGAUGAUUCUUAGGCUUGUACCCUGUAAUUGCUUGUAGCCCUUGCCAUGCUCUUCUAGGAUUAUUUUUUUUAAAAAAACCUUCAAGUUUAAGUUUACAGUCCAUAAUCAGGUUUUUAAUUUUUCUCUGUACAGUUUUUUUUGUCUUCCCUAUUUCCACCUGAUUUAAACAGGCACUUUUAAGAAGGUGUUUUAAUUCCGAAGUCACCCAAGGUUUAUUGCUGGGAAAAAAUUUAAGUCUUUUUGGGUAUAAUUGUGUCCUCACAGAAUUGUAUAUACCCCGCAAUAGCAAAUGCUACUUCACUGACAUUAUUAGUCCCAUCAGGAACUACAUCCCAAUCUGUACGUGCAAAAUUUAUAUCACUUUAUGUAUUGUAACUGUAACGGCAAUAAUUUGCAAUACAAAACAAAUAACUGCAGGGUUGCUGACUCACGCAUCUGGUGUGACUCUUUCAGACUCUUAAGCUCAUGCAAGAAAUCUUAUUGCAAAUCUGUAUUAUUUCAUUAAAAAUCUAAAAUUAGCUACAUCAAAAGUUUUGGGACAGGCUAUUUACAAUGUAAUAAGAGUGCUACAUACACGUAAAUGUGUGUGCAGAUUUGUCUUGAAUUGAAAAUCUCACGGCAGUCAGCUGACUGAAGUUGCCAACACUGCAACUCUACAUAGCACAACUACAGAGUCGCCCUAUAACGUAACAUAAUGUCACAUGUCUCACCCCGAUAUACCCGCCCCCCCAAUGUUAAUAUAAAACGUAUGUCCCUGGACAUCCAAAUAUAGUAGCCUAAAGAUCCUCUAGGAAACUUAAUUCAAAUGUAUUUCAAACAUUAAUGGGCAUCCUUUAUCAAAAUCAAUAACAACAGUGAAUACACUACAGCAGGAUUGGCUAAUCUUAUCCGCAAAUGGCCGGUGUGUAUGCAAGUUUUUGGGAUUACCUUUAGGACAUGCAAAUGACAUCAUUUAGUUUCCCAUCACACCUGACACACAACAACAAGUUAGACAGGAGUUCAAAGGCUAACUAUGGGUUCCCUGGGGUCCUGAUGUGAUAGACUGUAUGCAUGUGCAACCACAUACCCCAUCACAAAAUGCAUUCGUUUGUGUGAACCAAAAGGGAACCCAUUCUAUCAACAUCCUGAUGAUUUACGAUGCAAUGUUUAAGGUGUUAUGUAUGAACCAUAAGUACUUAUAUGCCUAACCAUUAGAUGGCUCUGUGAUCUCUGUUUUAAGUAGAAGUUCUGUGUAACUAUAGUAAAAGGAACCAAAUAAAAAGGAGACGCUGAUUUGUGCUUGAGAA
This is a messenger RNA of Brienomyrus brachyistius, 5769 nucleotides long. RefSeq names its product guanylate binding protein 2 (gene gbp2). The record is from RefSeq and is a predicted model, not a curated record. Bases 146 to 2023 code for a protein of 625 amino acids. Gene Ontology annotation, molecular function: GTPase activity; GTP binding. The transcript is spliced from 11 exons. NCBI's taxonomy places the organism in Eukaryota, Metazoa, Chordata, Actinopteri, Osteoglossiformes, Mormyridae.